UCAUUCCGUGUCGAGCCGUUAUAGUGGACGCGUGUGCCGAGUUAAAACUGGCUUGUUCGUGAUUUCAAUUUUAAAUUAAGAAUAAACACUAACAUAUUUUUUUUACAUAAUAAAUACUUUUGUUGGAAUUUAAAGUGUAUAAGUGGCCAGUUAACUGUUCUUUUGGCGCAGCUUUACUUAGGGAGUUCAUAAAAAAUAGGAAGAAUGGCGCGCUUCAACACAGUAUUCUUCGGGGCCGGAGUACGUUCUAGUCAUAGGUUAAGCUAUUGUCUCAUUGCCAUGCUGCUCUUAGUAUUACCAGUAGCGCAGUGCCAACUCGAAAAGUUAUAUGUCGAUGAAACGGAUAUUAAUCUCCUUGUGGAUGAGACGCAUCUCUUCAAAUUGAUUCAAAUCGGCGAAUACAACACAACACUCCAAGUUACGUCUCAGAUCCAACACCCUGACAUAGUCCAAUUCGUCCCGCCCGUUAUCGACAUGCCUGGUGUCGAUAAGCCCGACCCGACGACGAAGCACACAUAUGAUAUAUGCGCGUAUGGAAAAAGUCCGGGACAUUCUGAAGUCACGUUUAAUGUCACGCCCCCUGACUUUGUUAAUCUGGAUACCGUCUUUCUCCGCGUCACAGUAAUGCACUCGAAUGCGAUAUACAUAAUCUCCUACAUAAUGGGUUGGAUCUACUUCGCUGCCUGGUCGGUGUCGUUCUACCCUCAAAUAUAUAUAAACUUCAAGAGGAAGAGUGUCGUCGGACUCAACUUUGACUUCUUAGCUCUUAACAUCAUGGGCUUCACCAUGUAUUCCUUGUUUAACUGCGGAUUGUACUUCUCGAAGGAAAUACAGAGCGAAUACUUCACCCGUCAUCCCCGCAGCUUGAACCCAGUACAGUUGAACGACGUGUUCUUCUCCUUGCACGCUUCGUUCGCUACUCUGGUCACCAUCACUCAGUGCUUCUUGUAUGAGCGUGAUAAUCAACGCGUGUCGAUGACAGCCCGCGGGAUACUGAGCGCGUUUGUGUCCGUCGUCAUCAUCACCGCCAGCUUGGGCGCCGCUAGCAAGGUCGCCUGGCUCGACUUCCUCUACUACUGCAGCUACAUCAAACUCUGCAUAACGCUUAUUAAAUAUGUUCCUCAGGCGUAUAUGAAUUACAAGCGCAAAUCGACUGUCGGAUGGAGUAUUGGCAACAUUUUCCUAGAUUCCAUCGGUGGUUCCCUCUCCAUCCUGCAGAUGACCCUCAACGCUUACAACUACAACGAUUGGAUAUCAUUCUUCGGUGACGCUACUAAGUUCGGUCUAGGACUGUUCAGUCUUGUCUUCGAUAUAUUCUUCAUGUUGCAACACUACGUAUUCUACAGAGACGCGCGGUACAUCCUCCUACCAGGUACUAUGUACAACUCAGAUGAACUUCGAGAUGAAGGAUAUUAUAUCGAAGAAGACCCCGAUACAACAGAACCUUACCAAGGUUCUCCCACAUAAUACCAAUACUCUAUCGAAUUGAGUCCAAAACAAUGCUUAUGGUGAAGAAGCAUUAAAUAAUGCAGACGCAUUUUUACAACAAGCAAAGCAAGAGAGAGUAGAAACGUUAUUUUUUUUCAAUAUAUAAAAGAGAGAAAUGGCAACACUCACCAUGGUUGAUGUUUCACGUAAUGAAGAUAAAAGUUUGUUUAAUAAAAAACGUUAAGGCUCUUGGUGUGAGUGAAAUGAGAAGAAGGAUUUGAUUAGGUUGCCAUUUACAUGUGACGUCCGAGCAUAUUCUAAAAAAAAAAAAUUUAUUUGUAAUAAAUUUAAUGACAAUUUAUUCUUAAUUACAUUUGACUAGUGAUAAUUAUUAUUAUUCAGUGCUGGAUAAUUGCAGUGGACAAUAAUAUGACAUUUAUGUAGUUGUAUAAGGUAUAUAAUAUAAUAAUAUUAGUAUUUAAUUAAUAAUGUUGCUAGUAGAUUCGCUAGAUCGGAUGUCCGCUUUAUUCUCUACAGACGAGACGUACUCGUAUGUUAGUUAGUUAGUAACAGCCUGUUAAUGUCCCACUGCUGGACUAAGGCCUCCUCUUCCUUUUGAGGAGAAGGUUUGGAGCUUAUUCCACCACGCUGCUCCAAUGCGGGUUGGUAGAAUACACAUGUGGCAUAAUUUCAAUGAAAUUAGACACAUGCAGGUUUCCUCACGAUGUUUUCCUUUACCGUCAAGCACGAGAUGAAUUAUAAACUCGUAUAUGCAAGAAGUAAAAAUUAAAACUGCCAAUUGUAAGCCAGGGUGGCCUUGUAGAGCAAUAUCUUCUUUAGUGUUGCCACUAAUAACAACAGGGAAAAUAUUUUUGAUUGUUUUAUUGAGAGAGGCAAGAUAGCCUGACUUAAUUUUAGAAUAAGAACUAUCGAAUUGUAACUACCUCUAUCUUUAAUGCAUAUUAUUAGUUAUAUGAAUGUAUACUCAACAAUAUACUAAACCGCUUUGUAUUUUAAAUGUAUUUAAUGUACCAAU
Molecule: messenger RNA, 2464 nt
Organism: Nymphalis io (European peacock)
Lineage: Eukaryota; Metazoa; Arthropoda; Insecta; Lepidoptera; Nymphalidae
Gene: Ctns
Product: cystinosin homolog
Exons: 9
Coding region: 205-1467 (420 amino acids)
Biological process (GO): L-cystine transport
Cellular component (GO): lysosomal membrane
Molecular function (GO): L-cystine transmembrane transporter activity
Source: RefSeq, a predicted model, not a curated record